AUGUCGACCCCGCCAGGGAAGGAGAGGGUAUCCCCCAGGGUAUCGCCCAGAACUUCGCCGAAAGGCUCGCCUUCAAAUACAACAGACCAGCCAGAGGCUGGAACAAUAGGGGGUAGUCAGCAGCAGCAUUAUAUUGCCGCAGACUCGGCGGAUUCGAGUACUGAAGAUGAUUUUUGGGAUUCUGAUAAUGGAAGAUACGACCUCGCUGAGGGAGCAGAUAUACGCACAGAUGCCAAUUCCGCCGGAAAAUCGGACUACCAGUUCCCCGUCGAUGAGAUGGAACAGGACCGGCUAGACUUAAUGCACCACAUCUUCAAGCUAUUGCUACAUGGGGACCUUUACAUCUCGCCGAUCGGACCCAACCCACAACGCAUCCUCGAUAUUGGCACAGGCACGGGAAUCUGGGCUAUUGAAAUUGCAGAUCGUUUCCCAUCCGCUUCUGUAGUCGGCACGGAUCUCGCCCCAAUCCAACCUACCUGGGUCCCUCCAAACCUUGAAUUUCAAAUUGAUGACUGUGAAGGCGAUUGGACAUUCCCCAAGGACUCCUUCGAUUUCAUCCACAUCCGAUACCUUCGGGCUGCCAUAUCCGACUGGCCGCGAUUGUACAAACAAGCCUAUGACGCAUUAAGGCCUGGUGGAUACUUCGAAUUCCAAGAUCCUGAUCUCGUCUUCCUCACAGACGACGGCUCAAUGCCAGAAGAUGCUUCGCUGAGUCAAUAUAUCAACCACUUCCAUGCAGCAUGCGAGAAGAAUGGAAAACAUACUAGAGGACAACCACAGAGUGUAAAGGAUGAGCUACGAAAACUAGGAUUCACGGAUAUUGUCGAAGAUGUCAGGAAGUGUCCGCAAAACCCUUGGCCGAGGAAGGACGAGCAUUUGAAGGCAUUGGGGAGAUAUAGUUUGUUGAACCUCCUAGACGGACUUGAAGGGUUUGCGAUGAAGCUUUUCACAGGGAUAUUAAAGUGGAGAAAAGAGGAGGUUGAUAUUUUUGUUGCGAAGCUGAAGCAGGAGAGUUGCAAUAAGAACUACCAUAUGUAUUUCAACUACUACUACGUUUCUGGACGGAAGCCAUUUGAGGACGAAGAUUUAUAA
Orbilia oligospora ATCC 24927 is the source of this 1092-nucleotide messenger RNA. RefSeq lists its product as uncharacterized. The coding region runs from base 1 to 1092 and encodes 363 amino acids. The record is from RefSeq and is a predicted model, not a curated record. The transcript is spliced from 7 exons. Gene Ontology annotation, molecular function: methyltransferase activity. Lineage: Eukaryota; Fungi; Ascomycota; Orbiliomycetes; Orbiliales; Orbiliaceae.